Cuscuta epithymum is the source of this 1025-nucleotide messenger RNA. The record is from the annotation of a GenBank genome assembly. NCBI's taxonomy places the organism in Eukaryota, Viridiplantae, Streptophyta, Magnoliopsida, Solanales, Convolvulaceae.
UAUAAAUUGACACCAAUUUAUCUUGGUGGAUAAAGUGGCUCAGGUAUGUGAAGGAGAGUGUUUUCAUGGCUUUCGCAGUAUUGUUCAGCUUAAGCUGCGCGAACUCAUGCUUGAGAUUAAAACACAGUAAAAAUGGAGUCUUUUUGUCAAGCACUUACACUAAUUCGCAUUUUCCUAGAAUCUCGCCAACCAAAAAUAUCCAAUCUCUGAAGGUCGAGGACAAUAGCUUUAGCCGAGAAUCCAGUUCAGAACAAGGCUUUCCCACAGAUUUGAUUGAAGAUUCCAAGUUUGUUCCUUUAAAUGCCGAAGAUCCAAGAUUUGGCCCACCUGCCUUGUUGUUGUUGGGAUUUGAACUGGAGGAUGCUGUCAAGAUAAAACAACUUUUGAAGGAACUGGAUGGUGAAUUCCUAGAGGUCAUAUUCUGCACUGAAGAUAUGAUAUCUAGUUCGCUUUGGGAAGCAGUGAAUACGAAACAAUCAGAUUUGGAAGCUUUGAAGAUCGCAAAGCCACUUCCCAAGAUUUGCUUCAUGUCUGGCCUUAGCGGGGAGGAGAUGAUGAUGUUUAUUGACGCCUUUCAAGAAAGUGAAGGGGAAGAAAAAACAGUGUUUGCAGCUGUGGUUCAUAAUGCAGCUGAUAAGCCACUGGAGGAGCUAAUCAAGGAGAUCAUGGGAGACCAUGAAAUGUUGCUGUCUGCAAGGAGAUAACCUUUAUAAGUCUGCCUGGCUGGCUGUUUUGGAUGAUUGCAAUUUAUGUAAAGCAGAAGACUAGAUACGGCUUUAAUUCUAUGUUUGGCAAAAUAAGCUAAUUAGGAGCUUAUAACAUAUACUAUAGCUUAAAACUAGUAGUUGAUUUAAAUAUUAUUGUUUGAGAUAAAGUAUAAACUAUUUUUGAUGAUGGUAUUGUUUUAGUUCGUAAAAAUGACAAUUGAAGUUAUUUAUGUAAAUAUAUGAUCUGAAAUCCUUAUAAAAAUAAUGCUUAUAUUAUGUUAGGUAUGGGUAUAUAUUGAAUUUGUUUGGGUAUCAACU